AAAGUAUCAGGAUUUCAUCCGGAAACUCGUCUGUUACAAAAGGAUUUUGACUUAUCUCAUCAGGUACACUGUGGUCUGAUGUACAUUUGAAUAAGAAAAUGCCUUAUCUCUUUGAUUUAAUUUGACGUAAGGACACUGCAAUAUGUGUACAUUUCGCAGGUUAUGAAUAGUUGCUCUAACUCCUUUGGAGGGACAAAGAAAAUAAGAUUGUUGGAAGAUAGAAAGAAAAAGAGGAAACAGUAUGGAGGUACAGCACAUGGCAAUCAAAUCUUCUUGGAUGGCAGCCAUGAUGAACAUAUGCCUCCCCCAAAUCCAAUGGUUGGAUUUAGCCUGCCCAAUUAUAGACAACUACCAGUGGACAGAAAAAUUCCUAAAAAAGCUAUCGGGCGACCUUUUUUCUACUAUGAAAAUGUGGCCCAAGCUCCCAGAGGUGUAUGGGCGACCAUUUCAAGAUGUCUGUAUGGCAUUCAACCUGAGUAUGUGGACUCGAAGCAUUUGUGUGCAGCUGCAAGGAAAAGAGGCUACAUCCACAAUUUGCCGAUUGAGAACAGAGCACCUCUUCUUCCUCUGCCUCCAAUGACGAUACUUGAGGCAUUCCCUCGGUACAAGAAGUGGUGGCCUUCCUGGGACACGAGAACGCAGUUCAACUGCUUGCGAACAAGUGUGGCAUGUCAACAGCUGACAGGAAGCAUUGGUGCUCUUGCAAGAACAGGGAAUCCACCGCCUCGAAAUAUUCAAAAAGAUAUGAUCAAACAGUGCAAAGAGUACAAUCUUGUCUGGAUAGGAAAGAACAAGGUUGCUGCAUUGGAACCUGAAGAGAUUGAAUAUCUACUAGGUUUCCCGAAGGACCACACAAGGGGACUUGCCAGCACAAAUAGGCACAAAUCUCUCGGCAACUCUUUCCAUGUUGAUACUGUUGCUUACCACUUGUCAGUGCUAAAAGGCAUGUUUCCCAAUGGUGUUAAUGUGCUGUCCUUAUUCACUGGUAUUGGAGGAGGAGAGGUAGCUUUGCACAGGUUGGGAAUCAACAUGAGGACAGUGGUUUCUGUUGAAAUAGACAAAGCUAGUAAGAGGAUUUUCAGGGAUUGGUGGGAUCAGACUCAAACAGGCACGCUGAUUGAGAUUGAUGACGUGAAAUCUCUUACUGAUGAUCAAGUUGCAACAUACGUUACUACAUUUGGCGGCUUCGACUUGGUGAUUGGGGGCAGCCCAUGUAACAAUCUUGCUGGGUGCAACCGAUCCAGCCGUCAUGGCUUGGAGGGCAAGCAAUCUGUUUUGUUCCACCAUUAUGUCAGAAUCUUGAAUGCCGUCAAGUCAGCUAUGGCCAGGAAGUAG
This is a messenger RNA of Aegilops tauschii subsp. strangulata, 1335 nucleotides long. RefSeq names its product DNA (cytosine-5)-methyltransferase DRM2-like. The record is from RefSeq and is a predicted model, not a curated record. NCBI's taxonomy places the organism in Eukaryota, Viridiplantae, Streptophyta, Magnoliopsida, Poales, Poaceae. Gene Ontology annotation, molecular function: DNA (cytosine-5-)-methyltransferase activity. Gene Ontology annotation, cellular component: nucleus.